Messenger RNA from Camellia sinensis, 2367 nucleotides. Its product is annotated as transcriptional regulator ATRX-like protein. The record is from RefSeq and is a predicted model, not a curated record. NCBI's taxonomy places the organism in Eukaryota, Viridiplantae, Streptophyta, Magnoliopsida, Ericales, Theaceae.
UGAAUUCUGAAAUCUGAAGUGAAUGGUGUGAUUUGGAAAGCUGCGAUUCGAAGUGUCUCUCUUCAAUUCAUCACAAAAACUUAAAGCUGCGCUGCCUCUUCCUCUCCGAUUCUGCAAAUUUCAAUCAAUUCUCUCACUUCCGUUUCCACUUUGUUUUUUCUCUUAACUUUCUUCCGUAGGGUUCGCAAUUGUUGUUUGCAGGUUGAAGAAGAAGAAGACGACGACGAAGAAGCAGAUCAAAUCCCACCCGUCCAAUGGGAAGCAGUCGAUCUUCCUCGAAGCGAAAAUCUUCUAAAAGGAAAAGCUCCAAACUUUCGUCUGAGGCUCGGCGGAAGAAGAGAAGUAGAAGAACUAAAUCCAGGAAGCUGCGUCAUCGGGAUGAUUCGUCUUCUUACUCCAAUGAUGAUUCAAGAAGUUCAGUUCCCAUUUCAUCUUCUAGUUCUGAGGAUGAGUACAGCAGGGCUCGUUCUCGCACAAGAAGUGAAGUGAAGGGUAGUAGGAAAAGGACUCGACGAAGCUCUUCAAGCCGUGGGAGCAGUGAGGAUUCUCGUCAUGUAAAGAAGAAGAAAGAUUCAAAGAGAAGUUCCAAAUCUGAAACAAAGAAGAAAACCCGUAGGAAGAAGCGAAGGAGAGAGCCUAGUGUUAGUUCUAUAAGCAGUGAUUCACGGAGCUGCUCACCUUGUCGAGGUGCAGGUAGCAGCAGUGGAGAGAGUGAUUUUGAAAGGCUUAAGCGUGGGUCUAGAGAAAAAAGUAAAGACAAGAGAGCUUUGGGUAAGGCUAAGAGUGGAACUAAAAGCAAUAAAAAUAGGUCCAGGACUCCGUCCUGCGGUAGGUAUAGUGACAGUGGUGGUUAUGGCAGCAAAGAUGUAAUGCCCGUUGAGAAUAGUUCAAGGCGUUUGAGAUCAGUUAUUACUGUUGCAAAAUCACAAGAGGAAGAGGUUGAGGAAAAAGAAUGGGAUAAUGAUGGUCAUAAAGAAGAGAUUGUAUAUGAUCGCGAUGAUUGCCCAUCUUGUAGAAGCAAUGAUAGUAAUGACGGAGGUAGCAAGAGGGAAUUGGCUCAUCAUUCACAUGUUGAUCUUGAGAGGUGGGUAGAGGAUGCAAAAGGAGAAGAAGCUUUGGUUUCUGACGUUAAAAUGACCGAUCUCACAAAAAGUGGUGAAGAGGGUGGGCGCCAAGAUUGUCAAAGUAAUUCUCGCUCUGAUGGAGCUGGAGCAGAUAAUUCUCUGAAGGAAAAAAAUAGAGAGGUUUUUCCUACUUCAUCUAGUUCAAAAAGUGACGAUUUGGAGUCAAUUUUGAGGCUAAAGGCUUUAGAAAAUCUAAAGAAGUUCCGAGGUGGGCUUCAAACAAAUACAAAGCCUCCUGCUGAUGAGAAAAGUGAAGGUUGCAGUGAUGUGAAACAGUUAUGCACUGCAAAUGUUGAGUUUGUUCAAAACAGGUCCCCCAAGGAAGAUGUUUCUAGAGCUGUAGAUGCAACCAGAGUACUUGAUCAGAAUCCUACGCCUACAAGUUAUGGGAAGCUUCUAGAGGGAAAAGGUGGUGGCAGUGUGACAGAAUCUGCAAGUGCUAGACUGAGUGUUGUUUGCCCACCAAAUCAGGUGGCUCUAUCUUCCAAAGAAGUGGACCUUUCUCCUGCAGGUGCUGUUACUAGCAAAUCUGAAAUGAGUAAAUCAGCACUGAGGAAAGAAUCUUCAGGCACUAUCGUGAAGCAAACAGACAAGACAAAUAUGUUUGUAACUGAGGGUAAUGUGAAUAAGAGUUCAGCCGAAACAUCUAAAAGUGCGGGCCAGACAAGUAAUAAUAAUGAUGUAGGAGUUAAUAAUGUCACUGAAUCCUCUACUUCCGAGCCUUCCUCCCUUAAACCCACUUUGGAAGAACAUAGCUCAAAAGAACAGCUAGGUCAGGAUAAGGAUGGCUCACAGUUUGAGAAGAAGACGAUGUCUGUGAUGCGGGGCGGUGAAAUGGUACAGGUGAGCUACAAGGUGUAUAUCCCCAAGAAAGCUCCUGCUUUGGCUAGAAGGCAUCUCCGGCGGUGAUGUUUUGAUUUAUGUUUCUGGUGCUAAGAGGAUAUAUGUGGGAAAGGUUCUAUCCCCAGACAAAGUUUUUUGGUUUUUGUUUUUGGACUGUAAACAUUGAAAUCAAGAUGCUUAUGCUCAUAAAACUCAAGCGGUGGAGACUUUAAUAGAAGUGUUUAGUUAUUUUUGGCCUAUUCUACAGCACCUGAAAACUGAGUGGACAGAUCAUUUUGUUCAUUUUGACAACUUUGUGGUUAUAAAGUUUAAUCUUGUAAAUAUUUCCUUUGACUUUCUGCUAAACUUGUUUUGGUUCUCUCAUUUAAUAAACAUUGAUGUCAAUGUGACUUUCAUUGGA